Molecule: messenger RNA, 1005 nt
Organism: Merops nubicus (carmine bee-eater)
Lineage: Eukaryota; Metazoa; Chordata; Aves; Coraciiformes; Meropidae
Gene: FCAMR
Product: Fc receptor, IgA, IgM, high affinity
Exons: 4
Coding region: 1-1005 (334 amino acids)
Source: RefSeq, a predicted model, not a curated record
AUGGUGCUUCUGCUCCUCUUAGCAGCUUUGCUGCAAGGGAAGGUUGGAGGCUCCAUCACCCAUCAGUGCUUCUACUCCACCACCCCAGCCAACAAACACGACCGCAAGUAUUGGUGCAAAAUGACACGUGGAGUUUGCUCCACCAUCAUCUCUACAACUGGCUACACCUCUGAAGACUACCAGGGGCGAGUGGCUCUGGAGGACAUCCCCCAGAAAGGCACCUUCAUGGUGACCAUGACAGAGCUGAAGGAGAACGACACGGGGACCUACCAGUGUGGCAUUGGCACCACCAACAGAGACCUGUACGUCAGGCUGGAGCUGAAGGUCUCGGCAGAUGCUGGUGUGUUCAGGCUGAUCGAGCUCGUCCAGGGAAAGCUCCGAGGCUCUGCCAUGGUCCUGUGUCCCUCUGGGGACACCCCGAGCGACGAGAAGAGGUCCUGGUGCAAGCUGGGGAGAACUGGCUGCACUCUCAUAGUCGACACCGACGGCUACGUGGGAAUGGGUUACCAAGGACGGAUCUCUAUCACCCCUCAGAAGAGCUCUGGAGCUUUCAAAAUCUUGAUAAAUGACUUAAAACAGGAAGACUCAGGGCUGUACAGGUGUGGGAUGGGAAGGUUUAGCAGCCGAGACAGCCCCCGGGUGGUGGCUCUGCAGGUGACCAGAGCCUCCACACUUCCCAGGAGACCAAAACUCCUCAGCGGCACAGUCGGAGGCUCCCUGUCUGUGAAGUGCCACCACGAUCCCCAGGGGCACUACGAGGAGAAGUACCUGUGCAGGUGGAAGGGAGGUUCCUGCUCGCUGCUCGUGGAUGCAGCUGGGUUUGUGCACCAGUCCUACAAAGGGCGAAUACAAAUAACAAGCAAUGACCAGGAAAAUGGGACUUACACGGUGCUGAUGAGCUGCCUGAGAGAGGAGGAUGCAGGGUGGUACUGGUGUGGGGCCAGGAACAGGCACACAGAGCACACGACCCCUGUGAAGCUGUUCAUCCAGAGGGGUAGGUGGUAA